CGCGCCGCAGCCAUGAGCCACUCCAGCGGCAUGCGAGCCACCUCGUACCGCCGCACCUUCGGGCCGCCCCCCAUGCUGUCCCCGGUGUCGUAUUCCUCGUCCCGCUUCGCCUCCUCGUCCUCGGCCACGCGGCUGCUGAGCACGCCUUCGCCCGGGGCCUCCUUGCGCUCCUACCGCAGCGGCGGCGGCGUCCUGCGCUCCAGCACCCCGGCGCCGCCGCGGAUCGUCUACAGCAGCGAGAAGCUGGACUUCUCGGUGGCCGAGGCGCUGAACCAGGAGUUCCUGGCCACGCGGAGCAACGAGAAGCAGGAGCUGCAGGAGCUCAACGACCGCUUCGCCAGCUUCAUCGAGAAGGUGCGCUACUUGGAGACGCAGAACGCCGCCCUGCUGGCCGAGCUGGGCCAGGCCCGCUCCAAGGAGCCCGCCCGCGCCGCCGACCUCUUCCAGGACGAGCUCCGCGAGCUGCGCAGGCAGGUGGACGCGCUGGGCAAGGACCGCGACCGCCUCCAGGUCGACCGCGACAACAUGGCCGAGGACGUGGCCGCUCUCAAGCAGAGGCUGGACGAGGAGAUGCACAAACGCGAAGAAGCUGAAAAUAACCUGGUUCUGUUCCGCAAGGAUGUGGAUGAUGCCACCCUUUCCCGCCUGGAGCUGGAGCGCAAGAUUGAGUCCCUCAUGGAUGAGAUUGAAUUCCUCAAGAAGCUGCAUGAAGAGGAGCUGAAUGACAUGCAAGUGAGCAUGCACAGCCAGCAGCAGGUCCAAGUGGAGGUGGAGCAGGCCAAACCGGACCUGACAGCCGCUCUGCGAGAUAUCCGCACACAGUAUGAGAGCAUCGCCGUCAAGAAUCUGCAGGAGGCUGAAGAGUGGUACAAAUCCAAGUUUGCCGACCUGUCGGAUGCAGCUAAUCGGAACCACGAGGCACUUCGCCAGGCCAAGCACGAGAUGAAUGAAUCUCGGCGCCAAAUCCAGAGUCUCACUUGCGAGGUGGAUGGACUCAAGGGAACAAAUGAAGCCCUGCUGAGGCAGAUGCGGGAUCUGGAGGACCAAUAUGGGGCUGAGGUGAACUCCUACCAGGACACAGUGGCGCGGCUGGAACAGGAGAUCCAGCACAUGAAGGAAGAGAUGGCUCGGCACCUGCGGGAGUACCAGGACCUACUGAACGUCAAGAUGGCCCUCGACAUUGAGAUCGCCACCUACCGCAAGCUGCUAGAGGGAGAGGAAAGCAGGAUUUCGGUGCCUGUCCAAUCCAUGUCGACAUUCAGCAUCAAAACAGCAGUUUCAGAGCCUGAGCCGACUGUAGAAACUCAUACCAGGAAGACGGUUCUGAUCAAAACCAUUGAGACUCGAGAUGGAGAGGUGGUGACUGAGUCCAGGAAAGAGCAGAGAGCAGAGCUAGAAAAGUGAUGUCGACCACAGCAGACACCUACCCUUGCCACAGAGAUGGGCACUAAGUAGCCAAUGUGCAGAAGUCCCAGCAGCAAACCCCCCCUAUUCCUCACAAAGCCACACUGGCCUUACUUAUAAUGUUGCUAAUACCUCUUACCUUCAACAGCCUUUCCCACACUUCUAGAGCCAGCUCUCCUGUUACAUGUGCCUCUAGCCUUCCUAGGGGCAGCCUGGUUGUGAUUCCAGCAAUAACCACACAUGGGCUGGGAGUGGAGAUUUCUUCAUCUGCUCUCCCCUUCCACUGCCUCCUACCUCUUGCCACUCAGACUCUCAUCUUGCCCCAGAAGGCCCACUCCC
Molecule: messenger RNA, 1743 nt
Organism: Gekko japonicus
Lineage: Eukaryota; Metazoa; Chordata; Lepidosauria; Squamata; Gekkonidae
Gene: PRPH
Product: peripherin
Exons: 9
Coding region: 13-1404 (463 amino acids)
Cellular component (GO): type III intermediate filament; plasma membrane; axon
Source: RefSeq, a predicted model, not a curated record